AUGUUUUUCAAGGCUUUCGUUGAUGUUCUACUGAAAGCGCAAUGGUUACAAUUGUCAACUGCUCAUCAACCCAGAGAGUCAAGAAAAUGGGCGCUUAUCUCAACAGCAUCAACAUCCAAUCUGCUUCUGACCGCCCAUAUCAGAGCUCUGGGUCCGCUUUCCGUGAUCGACGAUAUGCGGGCCCUCGCGUUGAGCGAGUUGAGCCAAAGGGACCCACAGGUCAACACUCCUGUCUCUGGUGCUCUCAAGAAUUAA
This is a messenger RNA of Penicillium angulare, 255 nucleotides long. RefSeq lists its product as uncharacterized. The record is from RefSeq and is a predicted model, not a curated record. Lineage: Eukaryota; Fungi; Ascomycota; Eurotiomycetes; Eurotiales; Aspergillaceae. The transcript has a single exon. The coding region runs from base 1 to 255 and encodes 84 amino acids.